AAUUGAUACCAUUUUAUAUAUUGUUUAGAUGAUAAAAAGCUUUGCUCAGUUGCUAAAUCAAAUAUUACUAAUCCAUCAUAAUCAACAAAUUCAAUCAUAUGACUGCAAUAAAGGAAAAACAAUGAUAAAAACAACUACUUAUUUAGUAGCUAAAAAAUGAACACUGUAUGUUACACAAUCGUGCACCCGGAAACCCAGCAAAAACAGGAAAUGAGAUUUUCUAAGGCAGAUAGUAUCGGAAAGGGUUUUGAAUUCUGCCUGCAAAGUUUUCAAGAUAAGACCAGAAAAACAUGAGCUGAGGUAUGCCAAUAAGAAACUAGAAUUGAACAUGAAUCUUAUGUUCUCUGAUCUCCCUGAUGGUGUUUCCUUGGAGCUUCAUCCUGUCACCGAACAUGAGAAGAAGACAGAAUUGCUAACGGUAAAUUUAAUUAUUGGAGACGGAAUAGUCAAUUCGGGGAAAUUUCGGAAAGAUGCCACGCUUUGGGAUAUAUCUCAGGAGUUAAUUCCAAAAGACAGAUUUCUUGAGGAGGACCGAAUUUGUAUAUCGUUACUCAGCAAAUGUUUUAGUGGACCUGGCAUCCUGAAGAGGGUAACAUUGUCAGCGCUGAAGUUUGAAGGGGCUUUGAAUUUAUCAUUGACUCGUAAGUACUCAUCAGAAAAUUUAAACACUGAAAAUGACAAGAAUUCUGUAAGAAGAAAUAGUAAAAUAAUCAGCGCUUCCUUCAAUUUGAACAGGCACUUCUCGAACAAACCUUCAACGUCAAAGGAGGCAAGUACAGAUCUUUAUGACUCAAAUACAACGCUGGAAGAUGAUUCAACUAAAGAGUCUAUUUAUGAAAGAAAAAAGAAAUGGAAUAAAGCAUUAAGACAAAAGUUGAGGAGAAAUAUCACUUAUAAACCUGAAAUACCAAUCUCAAGUCUACAAGGAAAUGCUUUUCGUUUUACUGACAAGAGAAAUGUUAAAACUAUAAUGGAAACAAAUUUUACUACAAAUUUGACAGCUAAAGCAGCCAUCGAUAAACAUUUUUAUUUGACUCCAGAAAAAAAACUUAAUGAUCUUAAGUAUCUGAAUUCGAGGCAAGGUAUUGCUUAUAUUAAUAAGCAGCCUUUCGGAAUGAUCCCAAGGGAGGAUUCUGCAGUUGACUUACUGGACUUGGGAAGAGAUUCGACCAGGUCAUCUGAUGGCAGUAUUGAAAUAAAACUAUUUUUGCCUGAUGAAACUGCGAUUCAAGCGAUGUUCAGAUGCGAUGAAACAAUAGAAGAUGUAUUCAAAUUUCUCAACCCACUUCUACAAUGUCAACCUUCUGACUAUUUUCUCUAUGUCUCAAAUCCAACAGGAAGUGUUAAAAAGAAUGUUUCCUUGCAUGAAUUAGAAGAUCUGAGUGGAGUUAAUUUGUAUCUUGGUCUCAAUCCAAAACUUAAAAAAACAUGGCCUAAAUGUAAGCCCUAUCUAAAAGAAGAGCAUCUUCCAAAAAAUAAUAAAUAAAAAGAUGAAUAAGGACGAGGUGAUGUUGGUGCGGACAAAAUUGGAGCUGAAGAAAGAUCACUCCUGGAAGAUGAUCUAAAAAAAAAAACAAUAAAAAAAAAAAAAACAGAAUAUAAGAUAUAUAUAAAUCAUUAAACUAUUUUUAUGA
Messenger RNA from Nezara viridula (southern green stink bug), 1634 nucleotides. The record is from the annotation of a GenBank genome assembly. Lineage: Eukaryota; Metazoa; Arthropoda; Insecta; Hemiptera; Pentatomidae.